Molecule: messenger RNA, 678 nt
Organism: Diplodia corticola
Lineage: Eukaryota; Fungi; Ascomycota; Dothideomycetes; Botryosphaeriales; Botryosphaeriaceae
Product: elongation factor 1-gamma
Exons: 3
Coding region: 1-678 (225 amino acids)
Biological process (GO): translational elongation
Cellular component (GO): nucleus; cytoplasm
Source: RefSeq, a predicted model, not a curated record
AUGUCUUUCGGCACCCUCUACACGUACCCCAACGCGCCCCGGGCGACAAUGUGCCUCUACGUCGCGGCGCUCAACAACAUCGACGUCAAGAUCGCCGAGGCGUGGCCGAUCAAGGUGCGCCCGGACAAGGGCGGCGUCGGCGCCGCCUACCUGUCCAAGUUCCCGACGGGCAAAGUCCCCGCCCUCGAGCGCCCCGACGGCUUCGUCGUGUACGAGUGCAUCGCCGUCACGUGGUAUCUCGCCAAGCAGAACCCCAACACCACGCUCCUCGGCGCGUCGGUGGAGGACGAGGCGUCCAUCCUGCGGUGGUCGUCGUUCGCGAACAGCGAGCUGCUGCCGCCGAUCAUGGGGUGGAUUAAUCCCGUGAUUGGCAAGGCGGCGACCAGUCCGGAGAUUUUGGCCAAGGCGGAGGAGGGGUGCGAGGGCAUGUUGGAGGUGGUGGCGAGGGAGCUGAAGGCAGGGAAGAAGUUCCUUGUGGGCGACAAGCUGACGAUGGCGGAUUUGUUUGUCGUGGCGGCGUUGGCGAGGGGGUAUCAGUUUGUUUUUGCAAAGGGGUGGACUGAGAAGCACCCGGAGAUUCAUGAGUACUACUGGAGGAUCAAGUCGGAUCCGGUUUAUGUCAAGGUGGAUGGUGAGCCGUAUGUUUUGGCGAAUGUGGGAGACAAGCCGCCGGCGUAA